Molecule: messenger RNA, 2019 nt
Organism: Melitaea cinxia (Glanville fritillary)
Lineage: Eukaryota; Metazoa; Arthropoda; Insecta; Lepidoptera; Nymphalidae
Exons: 2
Coding region: 1-2019 (672 amino acids)
Source: RefSeq, a predicted model, not a curated record
AUGUUCAUACAAAGAUUACUUUUGUCCAACUAUGAUAUAAUUGUAUUAACGGAAACUUGGCUUAAUAGUAGCAUAUUGAAUUGUGAGCUGUUUGGUGGGGGAUACGUCGUUUACAGAAGAGAUCGGGAAACAGCUGGCUUUAGUAGUAGCAGGGAGGGGGGAGGAGUAUUGAUCGCUGUAAAUAAUCGUAUCGGUUCUAGAAGGUUGCAGGAAUGGGAAAGUGAUUGUGAGGAUUUAUGGGUACUAGUCAAUGGUUCUGUUCCUUUGGCACUGUGUGCGGCGUAUCUUCCACCACCGGCAAACUUAUCGAUAGUAAAAUGCUUUGUGGACAAUUUCAAUCGAAUUUCUGACUUUUAUAACUCGCAAAUAUGUAUUUUUGGGGAUUUCAACUUGUCAACUUUGAAUUGGGCUUCUGUGGGCAAUUUGUCGUACCAUUUAUCACCGCUUUUUCAAUGUUUUGUAGAUUUUGUUAACUUAAACGGCUUGAAACAAUGUAAUAACAUCACCAAUUAUAUGGGUAGAACUCUUGAUUUGGUUUUAACAAGAAUGUUAUCUUGUAACGUGAGUGAGGCUAUUGACGUGUUGUGUCCUAUCGAUCCACUACACCCUCCUCUUAUUGUAGAUCUCUCGUCAAUUGACUGUCCCAAAUUACAGUACAACGAUACCAGCAGACCUAACUUUUAUAAGGCUAAUUAUGACUUAAUCAACAGUUUUUUGGCUGAAGUUGAUUGGGAAUCUUUGUUUGAUGGGUGUAAGGAUGUUAAUGGGUUGCUUGUGAAAUUCUUAGAAGUUAUAAACAAGGCAGUACAUGACUUCGUCCCAUCAAGCAAACCUAAGACGAAUAAGUAUCCGCAGUGGUUCACCAACUAUAAGUCAUAUUUGCAGAACAUAGAGGAUGGAAUUUCAAAGAAUCCAAAAUUAUUUUGGUCCUACGUCAAAGCAAAGCGUGGUGGUACUGGAGCUAUCCCUGCUGUCAUGAUUGAUGGUGAUCGUCGAGUGCAUUCUGGUAGUGACAUUUGUAAUGCCUUCGCGACCAGCUUCUCCUCGGUUGCCUCUUGCUCCUGUCCACCUCUUCGUAAUUUUGAUAAUAAAGAUGCUGAUGAGUGCUGGACAGGGAAAUUAGCCUUCUCUAGUGAUUGCUUAUCGACACUAAGUAUAUCUCGCAGGCAGAUCUAUAGAAAAUUACUCACUCUUAAUGUAUCUAAAGGUGCUGGACAUGAUCGAAUCCCACCAUUAUUCAUCUCUCGUUGCGCUUCAAAUUUAGUGGAACCCCUUUUUGUCAUCUUUAAUUGCUCCCUUACUUCACGAAUAUUUCCUUCUAUCUGGAAAGUAGCGCAGGUCGUCCCUAUAUUUAAAUCUGAACUUUUCAGUAACUACAGGCCUAUCUCCAUUUUGUCUACCCUAGGAAAAGUUUUUGAGUCUUUGGUCUGUCCUGUACUUCAGAGUUAUUUUAGUAAAUAUUUAAAUGAAAACCAGCAUGGUUUUGUCAAAGGAAGAUCGGUAAACACAAACCUGGUUUUGUACGUGGAAGAAAUUACAAAACACAUUGAUAGCAAUAAACAAGUCGACGCUCUGUACACUGACUUUAGCAAAGCCUUUGAUAAAGUUCCACACCAACUUAUGUUAAAAAAGUUGUCGGCGUACGGUGUUGUUGGUUCUGUCUUGUCUUGGCUAGAAUCAUACCUUUCUGGGCGUAUUUUUUACGUAGUAGUCAACGGCUUUACCUCUACACAACGUGACAUAAACUCUGGAGUGCCACAGGGAUCUCAUCUCGGUCCAAUUCUUUUUAACAUCUUUGUGAAUGACCUUCCCCACUUCAUAAAGCAUUCUGUCCCUUCCUUAUAUGCUGAUGACCUUAAGUUAUGGAAGGUUAUUGACACAGAAGAAGAUGUCCCCCUUCUACAAAGUGACCUCAAUGCUCUUGUGCGCUGGUGCGGAAGAAAUGGUAUGGAGCUCAAUAUCAAGAAAUGCAAUCACAUAAAAUUCACGAGAAAAUUGUUUCCCAUCUCAUCGGUCUAA